CCGGGCCAUGAUGGCGGACGCUAGGGGAGAUUCGCAAGCGCUCUUUGCGGCUGGUAUUCGUGCUGCACUGGAAACCUGGCCAGCCUUGCAGAUCGCCGUGGAAAAUAGCUUCGGGGGUGUGCACAGCAAGGAAAAGGCGGUGUGGCUAGAGCAUGCAAUAGAGGAAUACUUCUUCCGCAAUGCUGACUUGGAGUUAGAUGAGGUAGAAGACUUCAUUGAGGAGCUUAUGACUAAUGAGUUCGAUACGAUUGUGGAAGAUGGAAGUCUGCCCCAGGUGAGCCAGCAGCUGCAGACAAUGUUCCAUUACUUCCAGAAGGGUGAUAGUGCUUCUUUGGAGGACAUGGUCUCUCACAUCAUCCAAAGAAAAUGCAGGGUUAGAGCCGCUACUCUUAAGACAGCCAAAGAUACUAAUGAGGAGGAGGAGGACAGUGUGGAAGAGAUGGAGGUCACAGCUACUAGUAAUGGAGUAACUACAAGUGAGAUGUGUUCCCAGCCUGAAUCAUCCAGACCAGAAUUCCAGACUAUUAAGGAAGAAGAUAUAGUAGAAGAUGGCUGGACCAUUGUCCGGAGAAAGAAAUGAAUGGAAUUGAAAGUGAUUGGUGCUCUUGUUUGCUAGCAGUGUUAAAGCAAUUUGGGAAGGGUUGUAUUGUAGUUCCAUCCACACUGUUUCCAUCUCUCUAUCUAACCCCUUAUCCUAAGGAAGAAGAGAUCUUGAGAUUGUGGCCUCAGGGGUCAUGAAGCAUGGUUUCCCAGUACUGUGUCUCUUGGGUAUAAUCAGUAUGAGGAGAGAGGGAAUGGCUGGAGAAG
This is a messenger RNA of Suncus etruscus (white-toothed pygmy shrew), 807 nucleotides long. RefSeq names its product TSR2 ribosome maturation factor (gene TSR2). The coding region runs from base 8 to 580 and encodes 190 amino acids. NCBI's taxonomy places the organism in Eukaryota, Metazoa, Chordata, Mammalia, Eulipotyphla, Soricidae. The record is from RefSeq and is a predicted model, not a curated record. The transcript is spliced from 5 exons. Gene Ontology annotation, biological process: maturation of SSU-rRNA from tricistronic rRNA transcript (SSU-rRNA, 5.8S rRNA, LSU-rRNA). Gene Ontology annotation, cellular component: nucleus.